Stylonychia lemnae is the source of this 1986-nucleotide messenger RNA. The record is from the annotation of a GenBank genome assembly. Lineage: Eukaryota; Ciliophora; Spirotrichea; Sporadotrichida; Oxytrichidae.
AUGAAGGAGUCUUAAUAGGCUAGCUUAGCUGAGUCCUAUAAAGAAAGAGGACUCAUUAAUGGCUAGUAGCAGAAUCACUAGAGCAAACUAAUUGAAAUAUUUCAGUAUUAUCUCGAUUCACCUGUACUCUUUAUCAGCUUUUCUUAGAGGAAAUUCCUAGGGUUCCGAAACAAAUUCGAGUUUGACAGAAAAAGAGUGCUGAUUGGCUCGAAGUCUGCUUUCGCUAUAAUUGCUUAUGACUUGAAUGACGAGCCACAUGAGUUAAUGAGUAUGGAAAUAGACGAAGAAGAGGAAAUUUAAAUGAUUCAUUUUCUUGAUGAUGAAAAUCCCUCGAACGUGCUACUCAUUACUUACGAUUUCUCAUAGCAAAAAACUAUCUCCAGAGUCUUGAAUAUCAAAACUGAGAGCGCAAACAAAUUCCAAGACUUGAAGAGAGAAUUUGAACAGAAGAUAAAUCUACUCAGAAUUAUUGAGAAGGACAUGAACAGCCCUCAUGUAUAGAAACCCAGAAUGUAAAAUCACAACUAUUUCUAUUCAUUAGAUGAGUAAAAAGCUGAUAGAAUUCUAGGAAAUGAGAAGAGUUAUUACCCUGAUCUCAUUACCAAUACUCAGAAAACUCAAGCACAUAACAAUACGUCAUUCAUAAGCAGCAAUUCAAAUUAAAUGACCAUCGAUAUCAAGGUGACUGGAGAAUAGCAUCAAAAUGAUAGCGGUAGCUUCCUAAGUUCAUAAGAUGGACAGGAUUACCAUGGUAUGUAUGCUAGUCACGGAUUGCCUUCAAAUAAAAGUAGUCAGUCAUUCAGUUUUAAAGACUAGAAAAUAUACGAAAUCUUUGAUUUCUAAGAAUAAAUUAUAAAUGAUGGCUUCACCAAGAUUUGCUACUUCAACAAAGAUCUGAGAAGAAAAUUGAUGUUCACAUCUAACCUUAAGAAUCAACUGUUCUGCUUUAACAUCAGAUAGCAGAUAAAGGCUGGGCAAAACUCAGUAUCAAUCGGCCGAGGAAAUGAUAAAAGCCCAAAAACCCCAGGUCAAACUCGUAUCUAUAACAACUAGAGCAACAACUAAAGCACCAGUAAAUAGAGUUUCAGCAGUCUUUCUAACCAAAACCAGGAGAUUAUGGUGCUAUAGCAGCCCUAUGUUUAGAAAAAUACCAGUCCUAGCAAAGUCCAGCAGGGCGUGAGUAACACAUCCUAAUUGCCUACAACAAAGAUACCUAAGUGCGUAGAAUAUCAUGAUGAUAAGCUCUACGUAAUAUAUAAGAAAUUGCCUCAUCUUGAUAUCCUUCAAAUUAAUGGAGGUAUUUUAUAGAGAAUUAAGAUUGACGAGAUACUUGAGAGGGAAGAAAACUUGAAACUUCUGAAGCUAAGGUUCAUUAAGUUUCCAUUACUAUAAUGGUCAAAUAGAAUCACAAACAAGCCUGAGUUCUCUCAGUAGAUUGUAAAGAUAAUAAUUGUAGGCACUGUUCAAAUGCCAUUUGAAGCCAAGUAGAUGGGUAUUUACAAGAAACAGACCUAAGUUAAACAGUUCAUUAUGCUCUUUAAUAUCUAGAAGCAGACCAUUGAAGCUUUGAAGUUCCUACCUAUACUGCCUAAGAUUACUUGCAUGUCUUAUGGUCCCUAUGAUAAUGGAUAUGUACUGCUGGGAUUAGAAAGUGGAAUGCUCUUCUCUUUGGAAUUCCCAAGCUUUAAUGUCUUUGACUAGCGUUAGGUCUUUGAUGGCAUUUAUGGUGGCAAGUUUAAAAGUGGAGCCAGAAUCUCUUGCAUCAGUUGUGAGCCUACUAGACUUAUAUUUGUGGGCGGUGAAGACGGUCAAAUGAUUGCGCUUUCAUUUGUGAAAGAAGACGUUCAUUACAUGUAUUUAGAUAUGGGAUUGCGAAGAUAUUGUACUUUAAAAGUAAAUAAAAAGACUAAAAAAUUUAAGGAAAUGUCUCAUCUGAAGAAGCAACAGGAUGAGAGUCUCAACACCUUUAACUUAAUAUGUUCUUGA